Molecule: messenger RNA, 1626 nt
Organism: Balaenoptera ricei (Rice's whale)
Lineage: Eukaryota; Metazoa; Chordata; Mammalia; Artiodactyla; Balaenopteridae
Product: galactoside 2-alpha-L-fucosyltransferase SEC1-like
Exons: 6
Coding region: 1-1626 (541 amino acids)
Biological process (GO): carbohydrate metabolic process
Cellular component (GO): membrane
Molecular function (GO): galactoside 2-alpha-L-fucosyltransferase activity
Source: RefSeq, a predicted model, not a curated record
AUGUCGGGAGUGGCGGGCUGGCAGCCCCUAAUGAGCCCACUCGGGUCUGGGGGCCUUGGAGCCCUUCUGGGCCCCACUGCCCAGGCCCCUGGCUCUGAAUCUGGACUCGGGUUUGUGCCCCAGCUGGGAGUCGAAGAGGUAGCAGUGGAUGCGGUACCCCGGGCAACUGGGCUGAGUGCCACGGUGUUCCUGGGGGAUCCAGACGCCACCGCCUGCCACUGGGGAGCCCAGAUGUCCGGCCCCCAGUCCCUGCCCCUUCUGGAGACUGUAGCCCACCCUGGCCCCCACUUUAAGGAGCAGAGUCUAGCGGGUACCCACCAGGUCCAGGGAGCUUGGCGGCCAGCGUGGGCGCUCGGGAGUGAGUGCAGAGUGGCUGUUCUCAGCCCCCGGGCUAGUAGGGGUUCUGGGCGGGAGCGCAGAGCAGAGCCUACGAAUCCAGCACCACCCCGCCCCAGCCCCCUCGCCAAGGCAGCCACGCUCCCCCCGCAGGGACCCCUGGCAGCCACGCCACCCGGCACUGUGUGGGACAUGAGCGCCGUUGCCCCCCCGGGGCCCGCAGCUGGACAGCCCGGAGCAGGCUGGCCCAGAAGGCUCAAGGCAGACGCCACCAAAUUCUGGGCUACUUGCCCUUCCUUGUCCACCAUCUACUUCCUGUUUGUCAUCUUUGCCGGGUCCACCAUUUUCCACUGCCACCAGCGCCUGGCCCUGGUGCCCGCCCCCUGGGUCUACCCGGGCCGCGUGGUCCUGUUCCCCAGACACCUGCCCUGGGGGGGCAUGUCCACCAUCAACUCCAAAGGCCGCCUGGGGAACCAGAUGGGGGAGUACGCCACCCUGUACGCCCUGGCCAAGAUGAACGGGCGGCCGGCCUUCAUCCCACCCCAGAUGCACAGCACGCUGGCCCCCAUCUUCAGAAUCACCCUCCCCGUCCUGCACGACACCACGGCCAGCAGGAUCCCCUGGCAGAACUACCCCCUGAACGACUGGAUGGAGGAGCGGUACCGACACAUCCCGGGGGAGUACGUGCGCCUCACCGGCUACCCCUGCUCUUGGACCUUCUACCACCACCUCCGCGCCGAGAUCCUGCAGGAGUUCACCCUGCACGACCACGUGCGCGAGGAGGCCCAGAAUUUCCUGCGGGAUCUGCAGGCCAAGUGGGCCCGGCAGGCCACCUUCGUGGGGGUCCACGUGCGCCGGGGGAACUACGUCCGAGUCAUGCCCAACGUGUGGAAGGGCGUGGUGGCCGACCGGGGCUACCUGCAGCAGGCCCUGGACUGGUUCCGGGCUCGCUACCGCAGCCCACUCUUCGUGGUCACCAGCGACGACACGGCCUGGUGCUGGCAGAACUUCAAAGGCUCCCUCCGGGACGUGGUGUUUACCGGCAACAACCUGCAGGGCUCGCCCGCCAGGGACUUUGCACUACUCACGCAGCGUAACCACGCCGUCAUCACUGUGGGCACCUCUGGGAUCUGGGCCGCCUGCCUCACGGGUGGGAACACCAUCUACCUGGCCAGCUUCACCCUGCCCAACUCCCCCUUCCACACGGUCUUUAAGCCCCAGGCGGCCUUCCUGCCGAAGCGGGUCGGCACCGCAGCCAACCUGGGGCAGGCUAGAGAGAAUGGCCCCUAG